Gryllus bimaculatus (two-spotted cricket) is the source of this 181-nucleotide messenger RNA. Lineage: Eukaryota; Metazoa; Arthropoda; Insecta; Orthoptera; Gryllidae. The record is from the annotation of a GenBank genome assembly.
UUUUCCUAUGAGUGAAACAGAGACUACGUAUGGCAUAUGGGAUCGGUGGGGUGGAUGGUUGCUAGUUGUUUCGUGGCAGGAAGGAUGGAUGUAUUACCAGUUGUUUUCUAGCAAGUGGGGUGAAUGUGUCUCCAGAUGUUUUGUGGCAGGAGGAAUGGAUGUGCUGCCAGUUGCUUCGUGG